AUGUCCGUCCUAUUUUGCUGUUCUGGUAGAUUAGCAGACGGCUGGAUAAGUGAGCGCCGGAGAGGUCCGAUCGUGCCCGCACGUACACUUCCAGGCAACCCGGCGGUGCGCUUCGCAACCAGUUUACUUGGAGCGGGAACGCUCACCUCACGUGCGUCGGGAGUGUUAAGCUCUGGCACAGAUACAGGAAUUCGGAAGUGCAAGAUAACAACGUCAGGAGGCGGCUGUCUCUUCGCUGUACGUGUUCGCGAUACUCGUCAACUCGUUCAGACACGGCAACUGCUUUCGGCGAUUGCCGCCCUCCGCACGUCCUCCCAUGACCCGCGUGACAGAAACAACAUCCGAAUGAGAAAGGCCGACGUGAAUAUACUCUCUUGUUCGUCAGAUGUUCCCCCGUCGCCUUUCGUGUCUCUUUCGUGCUGGCCUUUCAUGCCUGCAGCAUCGUAUGCUGCUGACAGUCUGAAUUCAUGCGACUGGUGCGACAAGGUCCGACGUCUGUCCGGACAGGCAGUUCACCAUUUCGAAGGGGCGCUUCUAGAGAAAAAAGAAUGCCAAGCUCAAUGUGAUCAUCUGUCGGAAGACCAGAUUUCGUGUAGCUGUGAAGGGACUGCGAGCACGGAAGGCUUCCGAGUCACACCGCAGGUAUCAAGUUCAAGGGAGUUUCAGGUGUAUUCUCCACCGGAAGCAGCCGCCUCAACUGUCCGCGCGGCAGGUACCAGAAAUCAUUUCGAAGACACUACUACUGUGCAGCGGGGCAGAAGAUGUGGCAAAGAAUGCAAAUCUGGGCGUGGCGCAUGUGACCAUUGCAAACGCGGUUUCACAGGGAUGCCUCUUUCCCCUGUUUACAGUAGAAAUAAACUCUCCGAAGACAACAGAAUACAUGCGGGAGGUGUAGCAGGAGCUGGGAGUAGUGCAGCGGCGCGUGAUGACGCGAAUACACAGUCCGCUGUGGACGGUUUCACGCACACCGGUCAGAUGGAAGUCAGCCACGUUAGAAAUGCCGGCGUUUGGAGCAGUCACCAGGGUGUUGGGUGUUCGGCCAAGUGGGAGGCCCGUAGCACCAUCUCCAACGACGGCCACCCUCAUCCAGAACAUUCGUCUGCCACAACCGCAGAUGUGUUCAGCAACAACGGCAAGAUCGGCCCUCUCCUAGCUAUUGAAUCAACGAAGUCGCACACCGGUGCAUGUGCCAAACCGUGCCUCCUGUACGACAACAUCAUGGAAAUGCCCGACGCCAACACAAGGUCGACAGACGAUUCUGUGGCGUGGCAGUGCUGCCGAUCCACCCAUCCUGACUGUUACAACGCCACAUUCUGCGCAGCGCGUGCGCCAAUGCCUAUGCGGACAUCGCUACAAUAUGUAACAGAACGUGGACACGCACAGAAAUCCGAAGGGCUGUCGUUUGGAGAUGUUACCACAGUCAGGUGCUUUCAAGGUCCACGAGAGGAAGAAGGAGAGACGGAUACAGUCCAUAGAUCAAAUAUCGAGUGUACAUUUUGUGUGACGGACGAACCGUGCGAUACAUCAUUCCGGGGAGUGCCACUCGCAGUGGCGGGAGGCUUACCGGGAGCACCUAACUCGACCGGCGUACACCGGUCAACGGGAGACAGUCACUACCAGGCGAAACAAAAGAGAGCUCCAGCGGUGAACACGACACUGCGAACUGAAAAAUCGGGCUUACUGACCUCAGCGGGUUCGACGUCAGCACGAACUAGCGGAGUCAGGAGGGUGUUAACUGCUGAUUCAUCGUUUCCACAGAUGAACCAAGACGCUGUGUAUCAGGGAAUCUGGAUCUUACACCAGAAGCCGGUUCAUCAGGGAGAAGGCUUGAGUCAAUCACACCCGAUUUGUUCGUCAGUGAGGGCCGUUAAGUCAGAGAUAGUACACUCGCCGGAGGAACAGGUGCGACAGGGUGGCAAGGUUAAGAGGCAAGACGCUUCUCGCCAUAUGCGUGGAGGAAGUCCUCAAAAUGAAAACAGAGUUGUGGAGAGAAAAGCACUGCGGGAGGGGGGCGGGACUGUAGAUGAGACGAGGUUUCAUUCGUGUACUGAUGACGACAAUGACUCGAGCGAGCAGGCGCCAUCUCGGCGAAGCAUACGCCCGCUACGUUGUAACAAUAAACGAGACAAGCUAUGUAUGCAAAUACGGGGUUCCGAGAUUCUCCCUUCAUCAGAAGGCGGCAUACUCAGACGGAAGUUGAACAUUACUGGAAGAAGAACCUCCGGACCCGUCUCAAGUACGGCUUCAUCCUCCCUCACACGCGUACUGCGGAUGUUGUUUACGCCCUUGUCCGUCGGUGCAUUUUCGGGUCAAAGUAACGCGGUGGUGCGUGUAGGUGCCUGCGGCAGCGUAUUCCAGCAAGUUGAGAUGAAACAGUUUCCCUUGAAAGACCUUGUAGCGCAUCGUACCCCCCGAGAGCCGACGAACAUGGCACUGUCCGAAAGGCAUGUCCGGUCGGAGAGCCACGUUGUGUGUAAGUCUGAUUCUAAGAAGAAAGAAUCAUAUCGACACGUAGCAGAAACCAGUGCAAGGACACCGUCUCCCGCAACAUGUCACAUUGUUGUAAGGAAGGAUGGGGAACACGUCGGUGAGCCCUGUCGUGAAAAUCAUUUUGUCAGAGGAAGCUUGCUCGCGUCCGCGCUAUCUGACAUCUUCGAUGCGAGCUGUGAAGCGUCCGACGUAGACGUUUCUCUACAGCCCCUGUCAGUAGUUUCUCCGGCCGGAGAUAUGGAAGGAAGAGGUGUGGCUGGAUGCAUUCAGCGGCUCUUUCUGUCUGGCGUCACAGAAUAUCCUUCAAGACAAGUACGGACGAACCCAAAUAGGCGCCCCGACAUGUCGAAUCAGCCCGUGACAACGGAGGUGGAACAGAGGCUGUUCGGUUCUACCGGUCUGGCAAUGGACCAUCCCGUCUCAUCAGUUUCUGCCGAAGUCUUGUUCCAUCAGGAUACGCCUGCUGCAGGAUCACAUGCCGUAUCCAAGAGCAAGAGGAACAGUGGCAUACUUGUCAGUCGAGAAGGCAGCCUUCUCUGCUGCGAUGAGAAAAUUUUCGACAGAUCUGUCGGCAUAUCGACUUCCCGUGGAAGAAUGCUCCAGAGUUGCGUGUCACACGGGGCACAGCCUUUGUCUCCACGAGGACGUAUGGGGCAAGGAUCGCGUUCUGAAGGCCCGAUCGUUGAGACAGACGAAGAGACUGACGAUGAGAAUGAGCGAUUCGCUGCUACCGAGAUUGGGGAUGAGGGGCGGGCGUCGCACUCUUUUAGCGAACUCGUAUGGAAGGAAUGCGCCACGGCGCGGUGGCUGGCGGAUGUUGAUGAGGAAGGACGAAAUAGCGUGGUAGCGAGUAAUUCUCCGGAUCUUGGUUCACCUCGUUCGUCUUCUGCAUGGAGAAGUUCAUUUCUGGAUACGUGCAAUCAGAAAAAUGUUGUGCGGAGGAACAACACGGAAACACAGAGAGUUGGAGGCCGGCUUCAACUGGGCACUCUACGGGGAAACCAAGAGAGCGAACGGAUAGGAGACUUGAGCGGCACGGAGGACCACUGCAGCAGCAGUGAUGAGAGAACCACCGCAUCACGCAGAUGCCUCGAUGAAAACGUGCGAUGCCGGUGGCUGCGUUGCAGGGACACUGGGAAAAUGAUGCGCCACGCUUCACACACGCUCUGCGUCAGAGCCGCUCCGGAAUGUAGCGCCCCUCCCGAGCCAGUGGUUACGGUUAGUAGGCGCGUUUGCUGCUGCGACUACAGUGAGAACCCAUCACGCUUUGCUGGUAACUGUGAGCGGCAUGCCGGAGAAGCUGUUUGCGACUGUUUACCUUGCAGACGAUGUGGAGGGUUUCCCGCACCAUCAAGCGGAUGUAGAGGAGGAACCAGUCAGAUUGGAUGGGGUCAUUGUAGCAGGUGCUACGCUUGCGGUGGUCGCGCGCCUGAGCAAGCAAUUUCCUUAUCUUGGGAGGCGUUGACAUCGGUACGACUACUCACAGAGAUCGCCUCGGCACUUCCUCAUUAUCCGUCGCAUGGGCAUUUCCUGGAAGAGGAGCAAAUUUUGCUGUUGGAUUGGCAGUAUCAACUUGGGCAACGACGCAUGGAGUCCGGUGUACCCCCCUGCGUGCAGCAUGGGGAUGCGACGAGAAGUUUGACUUCACCGAAAAGGGAUGUCAGUCAUGACGGUCACCAAGGAAACAGCGGAACAAACGCAGAUGAAGCCGGCCAAGGGGCCAUGGCAGGCCGAGGAAAGUGCGAGUGGAGCCGCACCACCGGUGCCAACGUAGGGUCGUCGUCAUGUGUGGUUGAUGCGUGUUUGGCGUCUGCGGGUAGACAUCAGGCGGCGAGCAUGCGUCCGUUUGCACGAGAUGGAUUCGGCGAGUCUACUGCGGAGAACAGACCCCGUCGGGACGGCGGACUGCCACGUUCUCUUGGAUCUCUGGCGACCAAGCUCGGUGUCUACAAGGAAUUACUUCAGCCCGGCGACAGUCAUUACGACUUCUGCGUAGUCGCGGCGUGUUUGAAUGAGUUCUUCCUUUUCCAUGGAUGCAAAGCUGAUCGCGCGGAACUUAUCGCCGUCUCAGGGUUCGACUUCCGCCGAGGCGGAGAGAACCGUGGCAAGUUAUUCGGCGUGGGCACGUAUUUCUCGCCGCUCGCUAGCAAGGCGGAUCUCUACACUCGUCCCAUAAGGGAGCCGUCCACUACCGCGCCUGCCGGAGUCAGGGCUGGUAGCGUUGCGUCGAGCUCCACAGCAGUCCGGGCUCCAUCGUCAAACCAGGUGCAAUCAGGUGCUGCAAAGGUUGACGGAUCUGGAUCGCGUGGCACUUUUUCAAACAGCAAAAAUAACUUCACAAGCGUCUUCAAACGGGGGGCACGUACAUCCACGUCUCACUGUUCGGGAAGGCAGACGGAAGCUCAGCCAAGGGAGGAACGCCGGGGAAGCAAGAGCAGGGUUCGUAGGCUACUUGCCUUUGCAUCAUACGGAUUAUGGGAAGGUAAUAAUGGUGGGAAUGGACACAACGAGGUUGAAUCUCCCUUAUCCGGGACUCGUGCCCCGCUCACUUCCGGCGAUUGUGGUGAGACGCGGGGGGAGUGCCUGGCAUGCACGAGGUCCUUCGCCUCUGUUGCCCGUAUCCCUCGCGCCCGAUCUUACUGCUGUCGCGGCCUCCCAGGGAGCUCCAUGAUUAAUUUUCCAGACGAGUUUCAAAAUGGAGAAGAUGACAAUAAGCUGGAAGAGGAUGAUAGGGACUUCCGAGAAGCUCAGCGGCAACCCAGCAGUGAAAACGGGAUCAGUCAGAGAGGAGAGGAUACGGAUGGUGCGAGUGCAAAUCCCAAAACAGCAAUUCGAACACUAGUACUCAGUCGAGUUUGCCUUGGUGAAGUCUACAAGGCUACUCGAGCUAUGCCAGAGGCACGUAUGCCCCCACCCAUGCCCGGGGUCAGCAUGGAUGCGUUCAGGGGACCAUGCCAUCCAGUGGUAGGAAGCGGGAAUGCCGGGGGAGGAACGAGUGGAACCGCAAGUUCAACUAGUAAAGGUGGCAUCGAUGCGCUCGUGUGCAACCCGACCUUCUCAGAGCCACAGUUGAUCCACUAUGACUCAGUGAUGGCGGAAAACAGAACGAGAGGCGGCGUUGUCGACAGCAUCGAGUUCGUCGUCUUUGAGCGUGGUCAGGCCCUGCCUUUGUACUGCAUCACGUAUACUCACGACCCUUCUUGCUGCUGUGCAUCCUGCUACCGGUAUGAUUGAGGUGUAAUUUCUCUAAAGUCCGAGGGGACCGUGCUGACUCCCAUACAUACCCCAGAAGGGGCGUUGUGCGAAAGUUGGUUCACGUCGUACGACGCCGUUCUGCUUGAUCGUUUUUCUUCGUGUCUGAUCGUUCGACGAGUCGAUUGGCAUUAUGAGUGCUGAGAUUGUGUCGGCACGUUGCGAUGUGUCUGUUAAUGUGGAUGGAGUACCAAAGACGAUACCGUUAGUGCCUUGGUGUUAUUUAUUCAUUUCCUGCUUCGAAGCGACUAUGCUACCGGCUUUGCACUCAACCGUGUGGUGGGCGUUUUCGAAGAAUCUGUUGACCACAAACCUCUGUACUUCAUUUGGCUGUUAUUUCGCAGAUGUGUUAAUUUUGUGAAUCUGCAUGAUGCGACCACUCUCCUCGUUGAUUGGCUGGAAGUGUCGUUCGUGGGCCCUAAUCGACUAGAUAUCGGUAAGGGCCGCCUCUUGGAUGAAACUUCAGAUCUGGGACGCGUCCAAAGUACUUUCGUCCGUACACAGCAAUAGCCUAGGUACAUACUGGUUAUUAUUGCACUAGCAACGAUAUUGUUUGUGUACUUCCUCACGAAUUCGUAGUUUUGCAAGUCUUAUCGAGGUCCAUACGGAAGAAGGACUCGCGAAUUGUGUGUCUGAUGUUGACGGGCCAUGGUACACACCAGCGCUGGAAAUAGAUGACUUCAGGACACAAAUGUUACUUCUGCGCACGGGGUGGCGGGUUGACCCGACACUCACACAGUUAAAUAGAACAGU
Messenger RNA from Toxoplasma gondii ME49, 6495 nucleotides. RefSeq lists its product as hypothetical. Bases 1 to 5724 code for a protein of 1907 amino acids. The transcript is spliced from 5 exons. NCBI's taxonomy places the organism in Eukaryota, Apicomplexa, Conoidasida, Eucoccidiorida, Sarcocystidae. The record is from RefSeq and is a predicted model, not a curated record.